AUGGAAUUCAGGACACGGACUACUUUGGAAAGCAUAGGUGAUGCUCUGGGCAGGACGGUUUCUGUGGAUCUUGAGCAUUUACGUGUCCAUGUGGUGAUAGAUGCUUUCCAACAGCUCUGUUUUGAGACUACGGUGGACUUUAAAGGGGGAGAGUAUUAUGAGGCAGUGGAAGCGGCGAUCUCACUAAGAUAUGAGAAACUAUUUGGAUAUUGUCCAAUCUGUGCCAGUUUGUGUCACACAGAAGAUAAAUGUCCUCUUGCCAAGCCGGCGAUGAAGACAAGUCCAGACAAGAAGAAGGAAAAUAGAGAUGGUAAUGGGGGGUGGCAAGAAGGAGGGAAGCAUGCAGAUAGGGCUCGGAGUUACAAAGGGGUUGUCAUUAAUGGGAAUACGGGCUAUCAGCAGAAGGAGAGAGAUGGUAGAGACUAUUAUGGGAAGGGCAAAGGAAAAAUGGGUGAGGAGACUGACUUUAAGUGGGUGCGGGCGGCUGAGAAAGGGAACAAGGGAUCGGCCAACAAUCGUGGAAGCUACAGAGGGGAUGGAGAGGCUUCUAGACAGCGCAUGCCACGACGAGAGGAUUCAAGAAUGGCUGUCCAGGAGAGAAGUUCUAGGGGUGUCUCAGGACCGAUAGGAGAUCAACAGUUACAGCGAGGUUCAAAUGUAAAGGCUACGGAGAACAAGGCUGUCGAGGCUCCAGAGGAGGGUGAAAUCAAGGUUGUUGAGGCUUCCAACCAACAAUUACCUUCACAAACUUUUCAGGAGGAGCUCGCCAAGACUCAAGCGAUUGGAACAGAGGUCAUUUCAGAUCCCAUGGAUGCAGAAAGUGGGUUACAGGUGAUUCAAAGUCUGGUAGGAGAUUCAUCCACGCUCAAUGAAGAUAAGGUUAUGGAUAUGGAUGAGAUAAGAGAAGUUUUUCUUGCAAAUGGGAUUGAUAUGGAUGCUGUAGAUGAGCUACAGGAGUGCUCAGAAGGAGAGGUGGAGGAAGCAAUGAGAGAGCUGGACAGGGCUGGUAAUGAAGAUAUUCACGAGGAUGAGGCACUGGUUACUGCGGUGGAUGGCAAAGGCAUGACUGAUGUAGAAAUGGCAAAGCAACAUGGAACACGCAAACGGCUUUUUAAGCCAGCGGCUGGGACUGCGGUUAGUACAAAGAUGAGGAUGGCUAGCGUACGGGCUUCCCCACGUAAACGUACUGGAGUCAAAUCAGGAAUGCGCCAGGGGGAAAACAGUAAGCAAAUGGAUGCUAAGGGCACGUCAAACCCGAAGCCGGGACUCCCUAAACCAUAA
This is a messenger RNA of Brassica napus (rape), 1281 nucleotides long. RefSeq lists its product as uncharacterized. Lineage: Eukaryota; Viridiplantae; Streptophyta; Magnoliopsida; Brassicales; Brassicaceae. The record is from RefSeq and is a predicted model, not a curated record. Bases 1 to 1281 code for a protein of 426 amino acids. The transcript has a single exon.